UUGUUUUCUGACGAUUUAGAAUAAGGGAUUAUAUUUGUAGAUGCAAACACGUAAAGUUUGCACAUCCAUUUAAUUGGAAAACAAACAAUGAAAAUGGGCAAAUUUUUAAAAUUUUUAUCUGAUGACCGUUACCGUUAUCAGACCUAUUUAUUCUUGAAUCGACCACAACAUUUUCUUGGCAUUUUAUAUCAAAUAUUUAUUGCAACAUUAGCAGCAACAUGUUUGAUUUUAUCCAUAUGCUGUCCAGAUAUUCUAUUGUUUUGGCUUGAUAUCUUAAUGACAAUAACAUUCAGUUUAGAAUUCAUCGUACAGAUAUGGGCAUCUUCAUGUUUACCAAAAUAUCGAUCGAAUCGAUUCAUUUCGAUUCGUAUUAUAUUGGAUCCCAUUUGUUUAUUGGAUUUAUUAAUCAUUAUCACUACUGUGAUUGGUAUUGUUACAAAUCAUAAUGAUAUUACAAUGAUAUCAUCAUUGUUACGAGGAUUCCGUAUUCUACAAUUUUUCGAACAUAAAUAUCGAUUAUGGCGAUUGAUUGUCAGCGUAAUAUGGAAUGGAAGAUUUCAGCUUUUAUUAUGUUUAUAUUUUGCUUUAAUUUUAUUUGUUUUUACAUCGUUUGCAAUGUUUCUCAUUGAACAAAAUAACAAUGAACAAUUAGGGACACUUGGUCGAUCAAUGUGGUUUACAUUGAUCACAUUGUCAACAGUUGGCUAUGGUGAUACGUAUCCUAUUACAACAACCGGUAAAAUCGUUACCGCUUUUGCAGUGAUCUUGGGCCUUUCAGUUUUUAGCUUACCGGGUGGUAUUAUUGGAGCCGGUCUGGCCCUUAAAGUAGAGAACGAAGAGACGAUUAGAAGUGAAUUACAGGAGAAUAAUGCAGCUCGUGUCAUUCAAAGUGCCUGGAAAGUUUAUCGGUCCCGAAGAUUACUUGAACAAUCUUCUUCCAGGCCGUUAACUACUUCGAUCACAAUGACGGGAAAUGGCCAAACAUUAAAGAAACGAUCACUUAAUUUGCGAGUGAUACAAUUUGUUGACUUGUUGAAAUUUUCCUUAUCUUGUCGUCGAUUUAAGAAAUCAUUGCGAAUGUUAUCGGCAAAAAAUUUUCAUGAAUUAUAUAGUCAAAAUUGUAUGGAACAAAUGGAAAAACUUGCCAUCCUAGAAAUGAUUAUUCGAGAUCAAGAAACUACGUUACAUGAACUUUUGUCUUUGCUUCGACAAAAAAAGCAAAAGCGCCGAAAUGUGGAAGAAAAAUCUUUGUUAAAAAAGCAAAAAAAUGCAGUUCUGAGCAGAAGACCAAAUGCUAUAAGACGUCUUAGAACUUGUAAUUUGAAUAAAUCAACAAGAAAUGAUUUUGAAGAGAUUGAACUUACCGAUGUUGAUUAAAAGAGAUUUCUUCAAAACCAAUCUAAACAGAAUAAAAUACAUUUUUAUUUGCUAUUACAUUAAGUCAAGCUUGAAUUUAAUUGAUUCGAAUCACAUUCUGGC
Molecule: messenger RNA, 1479 nt
Organism: Dermatophagoides pteronyssinus (European house dust mite)
Lineage: Eukaryota; Metazoa; Arthropoda; Arachnida; Sarcoptiformes; Pyroglyphidae
Product: potassium voltage-gated channel subfamily KQT member 5-like
Biological process (GO): potassium ion transmembrane transport
Cellular component (GO): membrane; voltage-gated potassium channel complex
Molecular function (GO): voltage-gated potassium channel activity
Source: RefSeq, a predicted model, not a curated record